This is a messenger RNA of Acanthosepion pharaonis, 1077 nucleotides long. NCBI's taxonomy places the organism in Eukaryota, Metazoa, Mollusca, Cephalopoda, Sepiida, Sepiidae. The record is from the annotation of a GenBank genome assembly.
AUGCCGACAGUUUUUAUUGCUGGUAAUAUCUAUCUAUCUAUCUAUCUAUCUAUCUAUCUAUCUAUCUAUUGUAUGUUCAUAUCUAUCUAUCUAUCUAUCUAUCUAUCUAUCUUAGUCUGCCCCCUCUGUCCCCCUCUGUCCCUCUCUCUCUUAUUCAUUUCACUCUCUUUCUAUCUAUCUAUCUAUCUAUCUAUCUAUCUAUCUAUCUAUCUAUCCCGCUUUUUCAUAUCUAUCUAUCUAUCUAUCUAUCUAUCUAUCUAUCUAUCUAUUAUAAUCUUCUGUCCCUCUCUCUAUCUUAAUCUAUUCACCGCUCUCUAUCUCUCUCUUUCUCUCUAUUUUAGUAUUUUCAGAUCUAUCUAUCUAUCUAUCUAUCUAUCUAUCUCUAUCUAUCUAUCUAUCUAUCUCGCUUUGCGUUUUUGUUUUAUUUUUGGGUAUCUUUUCUCGUCUUUCUUAUUAUCUUUUUCUUUCUUUCUUUCUUUCUUUCUUUCUUUCUUUCUUUCUUUCUAUUUAUUACUAUCCCUUGUUUGUUUGUUUCUUUUUUUAUUCAACACUUCUUUCCUUCCUUCUUUCUUUAUUUCUUUCUAUUUAUUACUAUCUCUUCUUUGUUUGCUUGUUUCUUUCUUUCUUUUUAUUAAACAUUUCUUUCUUUCUUUCUAUUUAUUACUAUCUCUUGUUUGUUUGUUUCUUUCUUUAUUUCUUUAUUUCUUUUUAUUAAACUCUUCUUUCCUUCUUUCUUUCUUUCUAUUUAUUACUAUCUCUUCUUUGUUUGUUUGCUUGUUUCUUUCUUUCUUUUUAUUAAACACUUCUUUCUUUCUUUCUUUUUUUAUUUUUGAAUAUCAUCUUUCUUUUAUUCUUUCUUUCUUUUUUUCUUUCUUUCUUUCUUUCUUUCUUAAUAUCAUCUUUCUUUCAUUCUUUCUUUCUCAACCUGUCUUCUUUCUUUCUUUCUUUCUUUCUUUCUUUCUUUCUUUCUUUCUUUCUUUCUUAAUAUCAUCUUUCUUUCAUUCUUUCUUUACCCUCCCCUCUUUUAUAUCCAAUUCCAAUACACCAUUUACCGUUAUUUGUUUUUCCUUUACCUGA